CGUCAGUUUGACACUUCUACAAAAUCCCUUUUCCGCCACACAUCUCACGAUGGCUCGAGGCCCUAAAAAACAUUUGAAGCGUUUAAAUGCGCCAAAAGCAUGGAUGUUGGAUAAAUUGGGGGGUGUUUUCGCCCCUCGCCCAUCAACUGGGCCCCACAAACUGCGUGAAUCACUCCCAUUGGUGAUUUUCUUAAGAAAUCGUCUAAAGUAUGCUUUAACCAAUAGUGAAGUUACGAAAAUUGUUAUGCAAAGAUUGAUUAAGGUUGAUGGUAAAGUUAGGACUGAUCCUAAUUAUCCAGCUGGGUUCAUGGAUGUUAUUACCAUUGCGAAAACUGGAGAAUUCUUCCGUUUAAUUUAUGAUGUAAAAGGAAGGUUUACAAUCCAUAGAAUCACCGCUGAAGAAGCAAAAUACAAACUCUGCAAAGUAAGGAAAGUACAGACUGGACCAAAAGGUAUCCCAUUCUUGGUAACACAUGAUGGUCGUACAAUUCGUUAUCCUGACCCUGUUAUUAAAGUAAAUGAUACCAUCCAAUUGGAAAUUGCAACAUCUAAGAUUCUUGAUUUUAUUAAAUUUGAUUCUGGAAAUUUAUGUAUGAUUACGGGAGGUCGUAACUUGGGACGUGUUGGUACAGUGGUUAAUAGGGAGCGUCAUCCUGGUUCAUUCGAUAUUGUCCACGUGAAGGAUGCUAAUGGACAUACUUUUGCCACUAGGUUAAAUAAUAUAUUUAUAAUUGGUAAAGGAUCAAAGGCAUUUGUAUCUCUUCCACGUGGUAAAGGUGUCAAGUUGAGCAUAGCUGAAGAAAGGGAUAAAAGGCUUGCUGCUAAGACACAUUAAAAGUUGUUAACAUUAAGAUGAUUUUCAAUAUAUAAUUGAAAAAGA
This is a messenger RNA of Onthophagus taurus, 880 nucleotides long. It is a transcript of the gene RpS4, whose product is annotated as Ribosomal protein S4. Gene Ontology annotation, molecular function: structural constituent of ribosome; RNA binding. Gene Ontology annotation, cellular component: cytosolic small ribosomal subunit; ribosome. The record is from RefSeq and is a predicted model, not a curated record. Lineage: Eukaryota; Metazoa; Arthropoda; Insecta; Coleoptera; Scarabaeidae. Gene Ontology annotation, biological process: translation.